CUUGCAUGAGAGGAGUGUGAAGCGGUGAAAACUGACUGCCAAAAGAUGUCACACCAAACUGGAAUUAAUGCAACAUCUGAGCUGAAAGAGUUUCUGGCCCGAGCGAGGGGAGGUGCCAUCAGAAUAAUGAAGAUUGUCAUCAGAAAUGAGGAGUUGGUGCUCGAUUCAUACAGAGAGCCUGCACACAGCUGGGACAAAGACUAUGAUCACUCCCUGCUUCCUCUGCUCACGCCUCAGGAGCCGUGCUACAUCCUCUAUCGUCUGGAUUCCCAGAAUGCACAGGGAUAUGAGUGGAUCUUCAUCGCCUGGUCACCUGACCAAUCACCAGUGAGGCAAAAGAUGAUGUACGCAGCAACUCGUGCCACACUGAAGAAAGAGUUUGGAGGAGGUCAUAUCAAAGACGAAAUGUUUGGCACAGUCGAGGAGGACCUGUGCUUCCAGGGUUACCUGCGACACAUGUCCUCCUGCUCCUCUCCGGCUCCUCUCACAGCAGCCGAGCAGGAAUUACAACGAAUUAAAGUCACGGAGGUCAAGUCUAAACACCUGCAGGUUACAAUGGAGUUUGGCUUAGACAAAAGGGCACAGACUCUUCAGGGUCUUGCAUUCCCGUUACAAGAAGAGGCCAAACAAGCUCUGCAGCAACUCAAGCAGAAGCGCAUCAACUACAUACAGCUGAGGCUGGAUGUAGAGAAAGAGACCAUUGAGCUGGUUCACACCAAACCUACAGCGACCCACGAGCUUCCCUACAGGAUCCCCACAGACACACCCAGAUACCACUUCUUCAUCUUCAAACAUUCCCACCAGGGCCAGCUGCAGGAGGCGCUGGUGUUCAUAUAUUCAAUGCCUGGGUACACCUGUAGUAUCAAGGAAAGGAUGUUGUACUCCAGCUGUAAGAACAGGCUACUGGAUGAGGUGGAGAGAGACUACCAGCUGGAGGUCACCAAAAAGAUGGAGAUAGACAGCGGUGAUGGCCUGACAGAAGACUUCCUGUACGAGGAGGUCCACCCGAUGGAGCACACCUUAAAGCAGGCCUUUGCCAAGCCGCGUGGACCAGGAGGCAAGAGGGGCAACAAACGCCUCAUCAAGGGUGCGGGGGAGAACGGGGAAGAAAGUUAGACGCUAUACACACACAUGUUCAAGCACACAAGCAAACCCACCCGAUAUCUAUGAAUUGACUUGUUAUUUGACUGUUUAGCUUCUAGCCACUCCUUCUUCAUUUUUACUCAAGAACAUAUAUUUCACACUGAAGAUAAAGAAAAACUAGAUCCAUCAUA
Molecule: messenger RNA, 1274 nt
Organism: Seriola dumerili (greater amberjack)
Lineage: Eukaryota; Metazoa; Chordata; Actinopteri; Carangiformes; Carangidae
Product: twinfilin-2-like
Exons: 9
Coding region: 46-1116 (356 amino acids)
Biological process (GO): positive regulation of neuron projection development; regulation of lamellipodium assembly; barbed-end actin filament capping
Cellular component (GO): cytoplasm; actin filament; myofibril
Molecular function (GO): actin filament binding; actin monomer binding
Source: RefSeq, a predicted model, not a curated record